GAAGUGAGGAGUAGACACGUGCUGCUGCUGCGUCGUGUACGAGAGGAGCGCGUGCUGGAGCAGCUACAGACAUGAAGAGGCCGAAGUUGAAGAAGGCAAGCAAACGCGUAUCAUGCGCCAAACGCUUCAAAAUACAAAAGAAGGUUCGGGAGCAUAACCGUAAAUUAAAGAAAGCGGCAAAGAAGACGGGGAUAAGCCGAAAGCCAAAGCAAGAUGUUGGAGUACCAAACAGUGCACCUUUUAAAGAGGAAGUGCUUCGAGAAGCUGAGCAGAGAAAACAGGAGCUUGAAGCUCUGAAAGAGCAAAACAAGAUUGUAAAGAAGCAAGAAAGAGCUGCAAAGAGGAAAGAGGGGAAAGAAGCUGCCAGUGCAGGAGUCGAACCUGCAGCCAAGAAAGCUAAAAAGGGGACGAAAGUCAGAGAAGCGAGGGCUGCGGUAGCUAAAGAGAAAAGCGCUAAAACGUUCAAAUGCUGCGAGCUGAACAAGGUUAUUGAGGCAUCUGACGUGAUCGUGGAGGUUUUGGAUGCUAGAGAUCCUCUGGGCUGCCGCUGUCCUCAGCUGGAGGAAACCGUCCUGAAACACGAGGGAAAGAAAAAACUCUUGUUCAUAUUGAACAAAACAGAUCUUGUUCCUAAAGAUAACCUAGAGAAAUGGCUUGGGUAUCUUGAUGCCGAGUGUCCAACUUUUCUCUUCAAAGCAUCCAUGCAACUAAAGGACAGAACUGUGUCGCAGAAGAAGCAGAGAGGAACUAAUGCCGUUCUGGAUCACAGCAGAGCAGCUUCAUGUUUUGGACGUGACUGUCUCCUACAGACGCUUACUGACUUGGCCAACAAGAAAGAGGGCGAGACCAUGCUUAAAGUUGGCGUUGUCGGUUUCCCUAACGUGGGAAAGAGCAGCAUCAUCAAUAGUCUGAAAGAAAUGCGAGCCUGUCAUGUUGGCUUACAGAGAGGAUUGACCAGAUGUAUGCAAGAAGUGCAUAUUACUAAAAGUGUGAAGAUGAUUGACAGCCCAGGGAUUGUGGCGGCCCCCAGUAACCCAGGAGACGUGCUGGCCCUCAGGAGCCUCCAGGUGGAGGAGAAGGAGGAGAGUCCCCUGGAAGCAGUCAGGACUUUACUCAAACAGUGCAAUCAGCAGCAUAUAAUGCUACAGUAUAAUGUCCCAAACUACAGAAACUCCUUGGAGUUCUUGACCACCUUAGCCAAGAAACGAGGUUUCCUGCAGAAAGGUGGCAUUCCCAACACAGAGCUGGCAGCCAUGACGUUCCUCAACGACUGGACUGGAGCUAAACUGAGUUACCACAGCAGAGCUCCAGAGCGACAGGACCUCCCCUCGUACCUCUCUGAUGCCAUUGUGACUGAACUGCAGUCAGGUCUGAACAUGGACAUGGUGAGGGAGGGCAACCAGAAUGUUAUCAAAGGUGUGCGGUCCCCAAAUCUAGCGAGCAGUAUCUAUUUUAGCUCAAAAGGCCCCACUGCUGGUGUGCUGAAUGCCAGCGAGCUGCCUAAAGAGACGAUAACAACGACGGUAACAGAGGAGACGGACAUGACCGUCAGCACAGACGAGAUGCUGUCCACAUUUAAGCCUGAGGCUGAGAUCCCCGUUCCAAAGAUGGAGACACAGAUUCAGGAAUCAACACAAAAGAGAGACGACAAGCCAACUAGAGAAACUAAAGUGAAGUUUGUCAACGUCGACCUGACUUCAAUGCAGCACAACAACAACGAUGAUGAUGCGUAUGAUUUCAACACAGAUUUUGUGUAAAAUUUCAUGGACAGAGGAAUCAGAUUGUGAAAUGUAGUGCAUCUGUAUGUAUUCAUUCCUAUUAAAAUGUGCAUUAUAGCUU
Molecule: messenger RNA, 1839 nt
Organism: Rhinichthys klamathensis goyatoka
Lineage: Eukaryota; Metazoa; Chordata; Actinopteri; Cypriniformes; Leuciscidae
Gene: gnl3
Product: guanine nucleotide binding protein-like 3 (nucleolar)
Exons: 15
Coding region: 72-1757 (561 amino acids)
Cellular component (GO): nucleolus
Molecular function (GO): GTP binding
Source: RefSeq, a predicted model, not a curated record